Molecule: messenger RNA, 935 nt
Organism: Beta vulgaris subsp. vulgaris (sugar beet)
Lineage: Eukaryota; Viridiplantae; Streptophyta; Magnoliopsida; Caryophyllales; Amaranthaceae
Product: delta(7)-sterol-C5(6)-desaturase
Exons: 4
Coding region: 297-935 (212 amino acids)
Biological process (GO): lipid biosynthetic process
Molecular function (GO): iron ion binding; oxidoreductase activity
Source: RefSeq, a predicted model, not a curated record
UAUUGUUUUCAAUUGCAAUGCGGUGUAGAGAGCAGGGGAUCCGGGCCCCGCGCUAGAUCCACAUAUUACGUAGCAAAUAACCAUGCUUUUUUUAGGUGGUAAAAUAAUAUUGGAUGUACUCAUAAAAUCCCCAAGAAUUUCCACUAGUUGAUCAAAAUAUAUGCGUCAAUACCUGUAUUUAAGUAGCACAAACAAGCUAGAAAUACUCCACACACACACACAAAAGAAGGAAAAAAGGUCAAAAUCAAAGAAAAUAGUUCUACUUCGAUGCAAGUCAACGAAAAGUAAGCAACAAAAUGGAGUAUUCAAAAUUGUUCUUGGAGGAAACAAGUUUGUAUAAUCAGAUUGUGCUACCAAAGCAGUUAUUUUCCUUGUUGCCUCACUUUUUAUGCUCUUGGCUUCGAACAACUCUUUGUGCUUUUGUGCUCUAUCCAUUAGUUGCCUUCCUCUGCCUCAACUUUUGGAAACGCUAUGCUUCUGAUGCCUCUAAGGAAACCAUGCCUUCAAGAAGAGUUAUGAUAUCACAAGCAAAAGGAGCUCUGGCAUCGAUUCCAAUAAGCACAUUGUUUUCAACAGUGUUUGAAUGGAUGGCUGAAAAUGGUUGGACUAAAUGUUACCCCCAUAUUAGUGUAAUGAGUUGGUCAUCUUAUGUGUUUUAUACACUAAUCUAUCUUAUUCUGGUGGAAUUUGGGAUUUAUUGGGCUCAUAGAUUAAUGCAUGAAAUCAAGCCAAUUUACAAGUAUAUUCAUGCACCUCAUCAUCAUUAUAGUAAGGAGAUCAUGCUUUCUCCUUUUGCAGGUUGGUCGGGGCAUCCAUUUGACGGAGCGUUACAAGAAAUCCCUUAUGGUCAUCAUAAUUAUGGUAACUAUACCAUCUUAAUGGACUGGCUAUUUGGGACACUUCGCCACCCUAAGACUACGAGAAAGGCUUGGUAA